AUGGAGGACCUUGGGGGACCCAACGGACAACAAGGAGGAAGUUCUUACAGUAGACCUGGAGAACCCUACAGGCAACAAGGAAGACGCCCAUACGGAGGACUUGGUGGAAAUUCGUAUGGAGGAGCUGGUCCCUUUUUAGGAGGGCAACGAGGAAAUUCCUUUGGAGGACCUGGGCCGUAUCCGUUUGGAGGACGAGGAGGAAAUCCGUACUGGGGAACUGGAAGUAACCCCUAUGGAGGAUUUGGAGGAAUUGGAGGAUAUGCACGUGGUGGACCUGGAGGUUCUUUUGGAAGAUCUAGUGGAUGGAACUGGUCAGGGAGAUAA
Messenger RNA from Haemonchus placei, 324 nucleotides. The record is from the annotation of a GenBank genome assembly. NCBI's taxonomy places the organism in Eukaryota, Metazoa, Nematoda, Chromadorea, Rhabditida, Trichostrongylidae.